AUGGAAGAGACAAAACAAAGACUUGAAACUCAGUUUUCCAACCUCCAGGCAGAGGAGCCCUUUCUGGCUCAUCGUAUUGAAGCAACUUCUCCUAGAUAUUUUUUCCAUGAAGCUAUUAAUUGGGGUGAGAGCAAAAUAAAAGGUUCUUGUCCUUAUGAAUGCCUUAACGGAGCUUUCUGUUCUAAGACUGGUACAUGUGAUUGUCAAAUAUUUCAGGCUCUUGGGACAAGGUGCCAAAUUGUCCCAAACAUGGGCAGUGGAAGAGAUGGGAUUUGCAAAACCUGGGGACAGUAUCAUUUUGAAACAUUUGAUGGUAUAUACUAUUACUUCCCAGGAAACUGUUCAUAUAUUUUUGCAAAGGAUUGUGGUGAUUUGGAGCCUCGUUAUACAGUAUGGGUUCAUAAUAGCCCCAAAUGCUUUGGUUCAGUGUAUUCUUGUUAUCGCGCAAUCAGCUUAUUCUUUUCAAACCAAGAGGAAAUUCGAAUUUAUGGUCAUGAAAUUAAAAAGGAUGGAAUCAGUUUAACAUUACCCCAGACAAUUGGACAAGUUUUCAUUGAGAAAUUAGCUGACUACAUUCUGGUGAAAACAACUUUUGGCUUUUCAUUGGCAUGGGAUGGAAUAUCGGGAAUUUAUCUCAAAUUAUCUGAGGAGCAUAAAGGGAAAUCAUGUGGCCUAUGUGGCACCUACAAUGAUAUUCAAUCUGAUGAUUUCAUAAUUCAGCAAGAGGACUACACAGAAGAUAUUGCUAUGUUUGCAAAUAGCUGGUCAGUGCAAACACCUGAUGACUCCAAAUGUGUGCCCACACCCUCAGAUUUUCCAAAUCCAUGCUCCAGUGGAAUGCCUGCAUUUGAGGCAAUCUUCUUCAAGUGUCAGAUACUGUUGCAGUUUCCUUUUCUGAGCUGCCAUGAAUAUAUUGAUCCAUAUUUAUAUAUUGCCAGCUGUGUUAAUGAUCUUUGCAAAACUGAUGAUGAUGAAACCUAUUGUCGAGCAGCCACUGAGUAUGCAAGAGCCUGUUCUCAUGCUGGCUACCCUAUUCAAGACUGGAGAGAGGACUUUUCAGCAUGCACUGAUAGAUGUGACGACAGCUUUGUCCAUCGGGAUUGUAUCAGUUGUUGUCCACCUACUUGCACGUUUGAGAAGCAGUGUCUUGGGAGCAAUCUCCAUUGUCUUGAUGGAUGUUACUGCCCAGAUGGUCUCAUAAUGGACAAUGGGACUUGCAUAUCUUUGGAAAACUGCCCAUGUGGUUUUCAUGGGUUAGCUUAUUCUGUUGGUUCAAAAAUUGAACAAGAGUGUACUGAAUGUGUUUGUGUUGGUGGUAUUUGGAACUGCACUGAGCAUGACUGUCCAGUUCAAUGCUCUGUUGUGGGUAAUUCUCAUUUUACAACUUUUGAUGGCCGACAUUAUUCAUUUAUUGGCAUGUGCCAGUACGUCCUUGUGAAAGGAACUGGAGAAGAUAAAUUCACAAUUACUUUACAGAAAGCUCCCUGUGAGCAGAACCUUGGCUUGGUCUGCCUUCAUUCUAUAACUCUAAUUUUGGAUGACGAUUUUAGCAAACAAGUCACUCUCAGCAGGGGAGGACAAAUCCUCAGCAGUCCUAAUCAAGGCUUCAAUCUGAAUGGAAUUGUUGAAAUUCAAACACUAUCAUCCUUGUUUAUGCUUCUAAAAACUACAUUUGGUCUAAAGAUCCUGUUUGCUAUAGAUGGGGAAAGGAUUUAUAUUCAGCUCACUAGUGCAUGGAAAAGAAGAACAUUAGGUCUGUGUGGCACUUUUAAUGGGAACAUAAGGGAUGAUUUUCUUUCUCCAUCAGGCAUGAUAGAAGGAACUCCACAACUUCACUCCAAUGCAUGGAGAGUUUCCUCCACUUGUUUUGCACCUGUCCAUGUCCCAGUGGUGGACCCAUGUAACAUCAAUCAGCAAAAUAUUGGCUAUGCAGCACACUGUGAUGUCAUCCACCAGGAGCUCUUUGCUUCUUGCCACGUUUACAUUAGCCCCGGGCUGUACUAUCAGCUAUGCCGCCAUGAUGCAUGCAAGUGUGGAAGUGCCUGUCUAUGCAAUGCUCUUGCCCACUAUGCCUACCUUUGUGGUCAGCGUGGUGUCCCCAUUGAUUUUAGAGCCCAGAUUUCAUUCUGUGCUGUGGUGUGCCAGAAGGGCAUGCUGUAUCACCGCUGUGCCUCGUUUUGCCACCGCUCCUGCACUUCUCUCUCGGCCCCAGAGCAGUGUAACGAUGACUGUGCUGAAGGCUGUAACUGUCCUGAAGGCAAAUUCUACGAGGAAACACUUAACUUUUGUGUGCCAGUAUAUCACUGCCGGUGUCAUUACAGGGGCAGCGUUUAUCAGCCUGGGGAGCUUAUCCCUACACCCUUGGGCUUAUGCCAAUGUUCAAAUGGGACUGUGAAAUGUGAUAAAUUAGCAACACCCUCUCCUGUUCAUGCCUGCCCAGAAGGAAAGCAAUAUUUUGACUGCAGGUUUCCUGACCCUGAAUUACCAGCUGGGGGUGUAAAUUGUGAAACUACAUGUGCAAACCUGGCCAUGAACUUCACCUGCACCCCAUCUUCACCCUGCAUAAGUGGCUGUGUUUGUGCACCAGGAAUGGCAGAGCACAAAGGAAAGUGCUAUGUUCCUGAAAGUUGUCCAUGUAUCUGGAAAGAUUGGGAGCACCUCUCAGGAGAAGUGAUUGCUACACCGUGUUAUACUUGUAUUUGUCGACGAGGAAUGUUCAAUUGUACAUAUUACCCAUGCCCAGCAGUCUGCACAAUAUAUGGGGACCGGCAUUAUCAUUCUUUUGAUGGACUAGAAUAUGAUUAUAUCAGUGAUUGCCAGGUAUUUUUGAUAAAGAGUACUGAUGAUUCAGAUAUAUCUAUCAUUGCCCAGAACAAGAAAUGCUUUGACAAUGAUAUUGUUUGUUCUAAAAGCGUUUUGAUUUCAGUUGGCAACACUGAAAUUUACCUAAAUGAUAGUCCUUACAAGCAGAAACGAUCAGGUUUCCUUCUGGAAGACAAUCCCACAUACCAGGUUUGGAAAGCUGGAUUCUAUAUAGUAGUGUAUUUCCCUGAGGAAGAUAUCACUAUUCUUUGGGAUACGAAGACAACCAUCCAUAUUAAAGUUGGGCCACAAUGGAAGAACAAACUAUCAGGAUUGUGUGGAAACUUUGACAAGUGUACUUCUAAUGAUAUGACCACAUCUAAUAACUUGGAAGUGAGAAAUGCUCAGGUAUUUGGAGAUAGCUGGGCAUUAGGACAGUGUGAAGAUCCAAGUGAAAUAACGAAACCCUGUGAGGCACAUCAAAACAAAUUUCCUUAUGCCAAAAAAGAAUGCUCCAUUUUGUACAGUGAUGUUUUUGCUCCUUGUCACAAUGUGAUUGAUGUUACUUCUUUUGCCAAAAAUUGCCAUGAGGAUACGUGCAACUGUAAUCUUGGUGGGGAUUGUGAGUGUUUAUGCACCAGUAUAGCAGCGUAUGCAUACAUGUGUUGUCAGGAGGGGAUAGCCAUUCACUGGAGGUCGUCCACUCACUGUUCUCUUGAUUGUGAAUAUUACAAUGAAGGACUUGGAGAAGGACCAUAUAUGUUGGCAAGUUAUGGGCAGAGUGGCCUUGUUCUGGGAGCUAAUUUGACGAGUAGAAGCAUUUUCUCUUUACCAAGAAGUGGUAUGCAUGGAAAUUUAGUUUUUAAUUUUAUGAUCACUCCAGGCCUUUUCAAAGAAAAGACAUCAUCACUGGCACUUGUUUCUCUGGAAUCUGCUGAAAGACCAAACUACUUUCUGUAUGUCCACGACAAUGACACUCUUAGCUUGAAACUGUGGCAGGCAAAUUCAGCCUUUCAUCGGAGAGCUACAUUUUUCCACCAUCAGAGCCUCUGGAUUUCUGGUUACAGUGCAUUUGAGCUAUACAGCAAGAAAGGCUUUUUCAUCAUAUUCACAGAUUCUAGUGUCAAAGCAUCAAAAUAUGAUGAUUCUGAGGAAUUCAAACAAUCAAGUAGUUUCAACAUAGAAGAAAUCCAGGCAGCAGUGCCUUACAGGAGAAUGUGUGAAUGGAAAUAUGAACCUUGUGCCACUCCCUGUUUUAAAACAUGUAGUGACCCUGAAGCACUAGCAUGUACAUUUCUUCCACCGGUUGAAGGAUGCUUGCCCUACUGCCCUAAAAAUAUGAUCCUUGAUGAGAUCACCUUUAAAUGUGUUUAUCCAGGAGACUGCAUAACUGUAAGUCCUACAGAGCCAGCGUUAACCCCACCAGGUCCAGAAAUGAUUACUCCAUCAGAUGUCACUGUGUUUGACAUAACACCAACGACAGGUUUGGAAUGUGAGCCUCAGCAAUUUGAUCCUGUUUAUAACUGUAGCCAAUAUAUAUGCCUCAAUAUGGAAUGGACGUUGUACAACUGGUCUCUCAAUUGCCCAAAGGUCUUGGAAAUGCCUGAUUGUGGUUUCCGGGGAAGGCCUGUUCAAGUGAACACUGACAUCUGCUGCCCUGAGUGGGAAUGUCCUUGUCGGUGUUCCAUGUUGUCAGAACUCAGCAUUAUUACAUUUGAUGGAAACAAUGCCGCAUUAUAUAGUAUGGCAUCUUAUAUAUUAGUAAGAAUUCCUGGGGAAAUUAUAGUUGUUCAUAUUGAAAAAUGUUCCAUGAAUCAGAAUGGAAACUCAUUUAAAAAGCUAGCUUCCUCUGGAAGGAUCACUGGACUUUGUUCUAAGAAGCUCAGUGUGACAACAUCUAUACAUAAAAUACUCAUCAAUAGAUUAGCAAGAAAGGCAGAAGUUGAUUCUAUCAUUGUGCCUUUGCCUUUUUCAAGUGAAGAACUGUCCGUAGAGGAUUCGGGUACAAUGUAUGUAAUUACUACUCCAGCUGGAUUAAUCAUAAAAUGGGCUCAUCUUACAGGAAUCAUAGACAUUCACUUUAGCUUCCGAUUUAAUUUGUCAUCCUACACAGAAGGACUUUGUGGAAUUUGCAACGAAGAUCCUGAUGAUGACCUAAGGAUGCAAAAUGGCACAAUUAUUAUGAAUAUGGAAGAUAUAGGAUUAUUUAUUGAGAGCUGGGAAAUUGAGAAAACUUUUGAAGUAACAAUGAGAAGGCCUGUUAGGAAUUGUACUGAGCAUGAUUGCAGUCACUGUAUUGAGUUAUUAAAUAAAGAAGCUUUCAUUCCAUGUCAUGAUAAAGUUUCACCAAAGGACUUUUGUGAAAAGAUGUGGAUCAAUUAUACCUAUUUCUGGAAGUAUGAAUGUGAUGCACUUUCUGCAUACGUUGCCCUGUGCAACAAGUUUGACAUCUGUAUUCACUGGAGAACUCCUGAUUACUGCUCUCUGAGUUGUCCUGAGGGGAAGGAAUAUCAACCCUGUGUGCGCCCUUGUGAAGCGAGAACAUGCGUGAACAAAUGGUUUUAUGGACAUACUCUAUGUUUGAAUUUAAGAGAAGACUGUGUGUGCAAAAAUGGAACUAUUCUUCACCGGGCAGAUAAAACCCAGUGCAUUCCAGAGAGAGAAUGUGCAUGCACUGAUAGUGAAGAUCAACCCCACACUGCUGGGGAGAUUUGGAAUGGGGGCAUUGAUGAAUGCACCCUGUACAAAUGUUUGGAGAAUGGAAGCAUUAUUCCUAUAGAACCAGACUGUGAAGAUGAGCCCUCACCUAUUUGUGAACGAGAAGCUGAAGUUGUCAUGGGAAUCAUCGAUAAGCUGAGCUGUUGUGCAAAGGAAGUUUGUGGAUGUGACAUGACUUUGUGUGAAACUACCAUCCCAGCAUGUACAAAUAGUCAAAAAUUGACUGUUGGUUAUAGCCCUCUUUCUUGCUGUCCACAAUACAAAUGUGAAUGUGACCUGCUCAAAUGCCCCAAUAUUUCAACAUCAGGAUGCAGAGGAGACCAAUUCAUGAUUCAGAUUCAACAAGAAGAACCUUGCUGUUUUUCUCCUUUCUGUGUUUGUGAAUCUUGUACUGAACCUAUUCCACUAUGUAUGGAUGGGGAAUUUCUCACAGUGGAUCUUAAUACCACACAUUUCUGUUGUCCUCAGUAUUACUGUGUGUGUGAACCAAAUCUAUGCCCUAUACCAUUGCUCAACUGUGCAGACGAUAUGAAUCUUGUGAAGAAAAAUGUAUCUGGUCAAUGUUGUCCAACAUGGCGUUGUGAAUGUAACUGUGGAAACCUUGUUGUACCAACUUGUGAAGUGGGAGAAUUUACUACAGUAGACCAAAACUUUCAGAGUGACUGUGGAUGUGUACAGUAUCUUUGUGAGAAGGAUGAUGUGUGUGUAUUUCAAGAAGUAUCAGUGUUGAAUCUUGGACAAUCUGUGAUAAAGUAUUUGGAAGGGGACUUUUGUUAUACAAUAGAGUGUUUGGAAGAAAAAGAUAAUCAUACAGGGUUUCACACUUUGAAUUUCACAAUGGUGAAUUGUUCAAAAACUUGUGAUGUUAACCAGGUAUACACUCCAGCUCCAAGUGAUUACGAUUGUUGUGGUACCUGUAGAAAUGUAUCCUGCAAAUUUCAUAUGGAAAAUGGAACCUCAGUUAUAUAUGCGGAGGGGAGUACCUGGCACUAUAACUGCACCACAUAUGAAUGUGUUAACACUGAGGAAGGGGCUAUGGUUCUGAACUAUAGCAUGGUCUGUCCCCCUUUUAAUGAGACUGAAUGCAAAAUGAAUGAAGGGAUUGUAAAGCUUUAUAAUGAAGGCUGCUGCAAGAUCUGCAAAAGAGAAGAAAGACUAUGCCAGAAGGUGAUCAUUAAAUCAAUCAUAAGGAAACAGGACUGUGUAAGCCAAAGCUCUAUAAAUGUUGCCUCUUGCGAUGGAAAAUGCCCAUCAGCUACCAUAUAUAAUAUCAAUGUUGAAAGUCACCUAAGAUUCUGCAAGUGCUGUCGUGAAAAUGGAGUACAAAACUUAACUGUCCCUCUGUAUUGCUCUGGAAAUGGCACUGAAAUUAUGUACACUCUCCAGGAACCUAUAGAUUGCACAUGCCAGUGGAAUUAACUUGUCAAACUCCAAGAGCUCUGACAGUAUCAUUAUGUCAAAUACAUUGAACCUUUGUCACUAUUAUUUAGGCAGUUGGGCAGUGUAUGCUAUUUAAUAAUGUGUUUUUAGAUAACUGGAAUAUAACAGUUUUACAGUUGGCAUAAAACAUAUAGCCUUUGGUGGCAAAUUAGAUUCAUUGCUUUGUUUUAGAGAAGCAAAUGAUUUUAAGUUGUUCAGCUGUAAUAUUGGUAGAAUUGCAACAUGGUACAAAACUGGAACUAUUUUUUAUCAAAAAGACUAUUUUGUGAAAUUCCUUAAAUUUUCCUGACUGCUUAUUUUUUGAUUUCCAAAGUCUGCCAUUACUGUCCAAAUUAAGGUAUUCUUUAAUAUCUGCUACUUAGUUGAUAAAUAUGAUCAGUUAAAAUUUGGUAGCUUGGGCCAGGGAUUUAGCUCAGGGGCUCCACGCCUGCCUGGCAAACAAACACAAAGUCCUGAGUUUGAUUACUGGUACAAAAAAAAAAAAAAAUGAAGAAAAGAAAAGAAAAGAAAGAAAAAAAAUUGGCAGCUCAAUAGCCAUUGAGGUUUGUGUUUAGAAACAUGAUAGAGCUAUAAAAUUUUAGAUUACUUAGAACUCGAGUGGAUGGGUUGCUUCUGCACAUUACUCUCAUUUUGUGUGUUUAACAAUAACUAGGGAAACAGACUGAUUUGGACUAAUUCACCCAUUGUAACAACAGAAGAGAUUAUGGUGGCAGACUUAAGCUCUAGAUCUGUUUUAUUCUAGUCUUAGUUGUUUUAUUUUGAGUAGUAAAGUGUCUAUUAUAGAAUCAUUCAUUCUUAGUUUGCAUCAGAUAGAAUUAAAAAUUUGAAGUUGAAGGUGUUUUUAAAAAUACCAAAUACACGUAAAUAGUUAUCCCAAUAAUAGGAAGCAGGGAAAUACAGCCUCAGUUGGUAAAUUUAGGAGGCAGAUCUUGAAUAUUUAUUUUUAUACCUUUAAAACUGCUGUUAAAUAUGUUAUUACUGUUUAACAUUGAAGUAGCUACUUGCUAUCUCAUGACACCUGAUUUUUAAGACGUAUUAGCAAACAUUGAAGUCAAGAGCUACUUUGGUAUCAAUGUUGCUUUAUCAAUAAAGAGUGAAGUAAAACUAUCUGAAUGUAUUAAUAAUUUUAUAAUGGGAUACUGCAGUUUUUAAAUACAGUAGCUUACUGAUAUUUGGAAGUAAUGUGUAUUAAGAUCUUUGCAAACUCCCAAAUUAAUUUUCAUUUUGAGUAACUAGUUAUUAAAAUUUAUUCUUCAAUAAAGAGAGAAUGCUAUAAUUAGAGCAGUUGUAAAUAUAAAAAAUUUCAACAAUAGUCCCGAGGUUGAUCCCCGAUACCAAAAAAAAAAGUUCAACAUUGAUAAUAAAACAUUCAAAUAACAUCAAAAAACAAAUGCUUGAGUCCUAAGAAGCUAGGUGACCUGAUUUUCCAUACUAGUGCUUUUACUUUAAAAUCACACUUCCCAGAAAUAUUGCAACCUACUAGUAUUUUGGGCCUCCAGGGUUACUUAUGUGUACUGUACAGAAAAUGAUUUAUCUUGUUUGUGUUUAACGUGUAUUUCCUAUAUAAGUAAAUAUAUGAAUAUCUUUGAUUCUUGUUAACACAUACACUGAAUUAAAUAUUUUUGUUUAAAUAAAACAUUAACAUUUUGCUUAAGAGAAAACAUUAUGUACCUCAAAUAUAGUAUAA
Heterocephalus glaber (naked mole-rat) is the source of this 8647-nucleotide messenger RNA. NCBI's taxonomy places the organism in Eukaryota, Metazoa, Chordata, Mammalia, Rodentia, Bathyergidae. The record is from RefSeq and is a predicted model, not a curated record.